CGGCGCCUUUGAAGUCCUCCUCCUCGCCUCUCCUCGCGCACAGAUCCUCGACACAGCCACACGAGUCACCUCCGCAGCGCCGCGGCUCUCUCCGGCUCUCUCCGGCUCUCUCCGGCUCUCUCCGGCUCUCUGUGGCUCUCUGUGGCUCUCUGUGGCUCUCUGUGGCUCUCCUCUGCAUGUUUUACGCACUUUCACGCACUUUUACGCACGGACAGCCGAGCCCAGACCCGCGCGCCGCUCUUUUCACGCACUUCGGCGCGUUUGCUCAAAGUUUUGCGGACUUGUUUUGUGCGUAAACAGUCAAGUCUCGCGUGGAGCUGAAACAUGCCGCAGCUCAGUAACGGCGGAGGAGACGAGCUCGGGGCGAACGAUGAGAUGAUCGCGUUUAAAGACGAAGGAGAACAAGAGGAGAAGACCCCGGAGCACGCGCUCACAGACCGGGACCUGGCAGACCUCAAGUCCUCCCUGGUGAACGAGUCUGAGAGCCGCCAGAGCCCAGCGUCGGUCCGACGAGCUGAAGAACGAGGAUACACCCCCCACAAACAACGAGAGCAUUUAGACGGAGUGUCCAAACAGCAGCAGUGUGAGGCGGCCGUGUACAAACCCGGCUCGUACCCUGGAUACCCGCUCCUCAUGUUACCCGACCCGUACCUGCCCAACGGAGCCGCCUCCCCCUCAAACAAAGUGUCGGUGGUGCAGCAGCCUCACGGGAUGCACCCGCUCACGUCGCUCCUGCCGUACACCAACGACCCCUUCAGCGCCAGCCCCCCGCACCUGCCCCACCUGCCCACGGACAUGAGCCAGAAGACAGGUGUGCACAGACAGUCUCAGGACCUCUCUGGGUAUUACCCCCUCCCCCCGAGUGGAGUCGGUCAAAUCACCCCCUCAAUGAGCUGGCAGAGUCAGACGGUGUAUCCCUCCAUCUCCUCCUGCGGAUUUAGACAAACCUACAACUCCAACCUCCCCAGCUCCUCCACCUACAGCAGGUUUCCUCACUCUCUGAUGCUCGGACCCUCAGGCAUGCACCCCACAGGGAUCCCCCACCCCGCCAUAGUGCCCCCUACAGGCAAACAGGAGCACGACCCCUACGACCGCAGCAUGUACACGAAGCCACAGGUGGAGGUGAAGAGAGAGAAGGAGCCUAAGAAGCCGGUGAUAAAGAAGCCUCUGAACGCCUUUAUGUUGUACAUGAAAGAGAUGAGGUCAAAGGUCAUCGCGGAGUGCACCCUGAAAGAGAGCGCCGCCAUCAACCAGAUACUCGGCCGCAGGUGGCACGCUUUGACUCGAGAGGAACAGGCCAAAUAUUAUGAACUGGCCCGUAAAGAGAGACAGCUCCACAUGCAGCUUUACCCGACGUGGUCCGCACGCGACAACUACGAGGCAGGCGCUAGCGAGGGCGGUAGAUGGGCGGAUGGGGGCAAGAAGAAGAGGAGGAAACGGGAGAAGACUCUGGACUCGGCCGCAGACCACUCUCUCUGACCCGUUUAGGAGGAAGAAGAAAUGCAUUCGAUACCUGCAGCGCCGGGGCCCCUGCGCUAGCCCCGCCUCCUCCGAACUGAGCGCCAUGGACUCUCCCUCUCCCCAGACGCUUCUCUCCGCCUUCACGAGCAUCGAGUCUCCGCCCCCGGCUCUGUCCCCGUCUCGCAGCCGUCCCCGUAGCGCCGCCGUAACCCUGCAUCUCGUCUCGCCCGGCUGCUCACCCUCUCCCCAGGCGCUUCCCGCUCCCGUCAAAGCCAUAGACACUCCGCGGGCGCUGUCCCCGUCUCGCAGUUACCAGCAGAGAGGUCGCCAAAACCAGCCGAACGCCGGCAGCUUCCAGCAUCGUCACGGAUGCCGCCCUCCCUCUCCCCAGACGCCGUCCCCGCCCCGCCUCGUGCACACCCGCUCGCACGCACGCUCGUCGCCGCAGCAACCGCGUCAGAUCAAGCCGUCGAAGCGCUGACCGCCGCCGCCGAGGACG
Molecule: messenger RNA, 1960 nt
Organism: Periophthalmus magnuspinnatus
Lineage: Eukaryota; Metazoa; Chordata; Actinopteri; Gobiiformes; Gobiidae
Gene: tcf7
Product: transcription factor 7
Exons: 12
Coding region: 325-1479 (384 amino acids)
Biological process (GO): regulation of transcription by RNA polymerase II; canonical Wnt signaling pathway
Cellular component (GO): beta-catenin-TCF complex
Molecular function (GO): RNA polymerase II cis-regulatory region sequence-specific DNA binding; DNA-binding transcription factor activity, RNA polymerase II-specific
Source: RefSeq, a predicted model, not a curated record